Molecule: messenger RNA, 200 nt
Organism: Racocetra persica
Lineage: Eukaryota; Fungi; Glomeromycota; Glomeromycetes; Diversisporales; Gigasporaceae
Source: the annotation of a GenBank genome assembly
UGAAGAUAGUGAAGACUUUGAUAUAGAAUUAGAUACUGAACAUGUUAUCACUAAUCAUAAUAAUAAAGUGUAUUGCAGGUGUCAUUUAUGUGCUAAAGAAGGUUAUAGUAGUGCUUGGGUUAGCAAGAAUAUCCGAACUAGACAUAUGAAAGCUCAAAAUUCUAUAGCAAUACAUACAAAGCCAUCAAGUUCAAAAUUUA